GCAUGUUCUGGGUGCGACUUGCGCUUUUUUUUCUAGCCGUUUGGCUUGUGUAUGCGAACCCCUUAGAGGACGAAAUCGAUGUCGAAGAGGUGUAUGACACAAAUGCAAAGAAGGAACGCAUAGAAAACUGCCUCCAAAAAUAUUCCUAUGGAAACUGCGAGGGAAAUCGCGUAAUGUGGUACUUUGAUCCCAUGUCAGAUACCUGUAAGCGGUUUCACUAUUCCAACUGUGGUGGUAAUAGUAAUCGAUUCUACACCUAUACGGAAUGCAUGCAAUUUUGCAGCGACUACAACUUGAAAAGUGUGAUCCAGAAAGACAUGAAUGAAUAAAGAAAAUCCAAGAAAUUUUCAAAAUACUCAUACACUGCGUUAUAAUAAUGGAACAAAUUCAUAAUCUGGUCUGCAUCAGA
This is a messenger RNA of Drosophila subobscura, 409 nucleotides long. RefSeq names its product kunitz-type serine protease inhibitor superbin-3-like. Gene Ontology annotation, molecular function: serine-type endopeptidase inhibitor activity. The record is from RefSeq and is a predicted model, not a curated record. Lineage: Eukaryota; Metazoa; Arthropoda; Insecta; Diptera; Drosophilidae. The transcript has 2 exons. Bases 3 to 329 code for a protein of 108 amino acids.